Ylistrum balloti is the source of this 1050-nucleotide messenger RNA. RefSeq names its product antho-RFamide neuropeptides type 2-like. The transcript has 2 exons. NCBI's taxonomy places the organism in Eukaryota, Metazoa, Mollusca, Bivalvia, Pectinida, Pectinidae. The record is from RefSeq and is a predicted model, not a curated record. The coding region runs from base 1 to 1050 and encodes 349 amino acids.
AUGGAAACUGACCUCAGGUUUUCGCAGUUUGUUUGGUAUGAGGACAAGGCGAUAUUUUGGUAUGAGGACAAGGAGAUAUUUGGGUAUGAGGACACGGAGAUAUUUGGGUAUGAGGACACAGAGAUAUUUGGGUAUGAGGACAUGGAGAUAUUUGGGUAUGAGGACAAGGAGAUAUUUGGGUAUGAGGACAAGGCGAUAUUUGGGUAUGAGGACACAGAGAUAUUUGGGUAUGAGGACACGGAGAUGUUUGGGUAUGAGGACAUGGAGAUAUUUGGGUAUGAGGACAUGGAGAUGUUUGGGCAUGAGGACACGGAGAUAUUUGGGUAUGAGGACACGGAGAUAUUUGGGUAUGAGGACAUGGAGAUGUUUGGGUAUGAGGACACGGAGAUAUUUGGGUAUGAGGACACGGAGAUGUUUGGGUAUGAGGACACGGAGAUAUUUGGGUAUGAGGACAUGGAGAUAUUUGGGUAUGAGGACACAGAGAUAUUUGGGUAUGAGGACAUGGAGAUAUUUGGGUAUGAGGACAAGGAGAUAUUUGGGUAUGAGGACAAGGAGAUAUUUGGGUAUGAGGACAUGGAGAUAUUUGGGUAUGAGGACAAGGAGAUAUUUGGGUAUGAGGACAAGGAGAUAUUUGGGUAUGAGGACAAGGAGAUAUUUGGGUAUGAGGACAUGGAGAUAUUUGGGUAUGAGGACAAGGAGAUAUUUGGGUAUGAGGACACAGAGAUAUCUGGGUAUGAGGACAAGGAGAUAUUUGGGUAUGAGGACAUGGAGAUAUUUGGGUAUGAGGACAAGGAGAUAUUUGGGUAUGAGGACAAGGAGAUAUUUGGGUAUGAGGACAAGGAGAUAUUUGGGUAUGAGGACAAGGAGAUAUUUGGGUAUGAGGACACGGAGAUAUUUGGGUAUGAGGACACGGAGAUAUUUGGGUAUGAGGACAAGGAGAUAUUUGGGUAUGAGGACAUGGAGAUAUUUGGGUACAAGAAUUAUACUCCAGAAUCAUGUCUAAAAUUGCCCCAAAUUUUGAGUUUGCUUAUCAUGAAUAAAUUAAACUAG